This is a messenger RNA of Sinocyclocheilus grahami, 892 nucleotides long. RefSeq lists its product as uncharacterized. The annotation marks the transcript as partial. The transcript has 5 exons. NCBI's taxonomy places the organism in Eukaryota, Metazoa, Chordata, Actinopteri, Cypriniformes, Cyprinidae. The record is from RefSeq and is a predicted model, not a curated record.
UAGGAGAACUCAUUGCACAUUGUGUAAUUGUGUAAACCUACUAAGGAUGGCUGAUAGCAAAAUGGCUGUGUCCCAGUGGAGCCCCACAUUUGUAAAAGAGCUCCUCCCUGCUGCUCAAAAGACAGCUCUUCUCUACCAUCUCUCUUACCUGUGCCUGGCCAACUUCCCCAACCUGGAGAGGAUCAUCAGGAGUCGGGCUGUGGAAACCCAGCUUCUGUUUGGCUCCUCUGAUGCAACGAUGUUGAAAUGUAUUUUGACAAGUGAAAACCUGGUUCAGUCACUGUUUCCCAUGUUGACGAAAGCUGUGGAGAAAAAUAAGCCAGUUUUGGCAGUCAAAUUUCUUGCGAAAGCACGAGUCUGGAUCAAAGAAAUUAUCAGUGAAGUGGACAGGAUAGUGGAAAAGUAUGAUUUACACAACAAGGAUGUAGCAUCAUCCACCAGUGAUGUUAUCAAGGAAAAAAUAGAUACUGAUAAAAAGAUUACAGCGCAAGACCAUGAAAUGAAGCAGACUGAAAAUACCCUGAAUGAUCUGAAAUCAAAACUCCAAAAAACCACUGAAGAGCUUGCUGCAGUUGAGAGAAAGAUAAACAGCAAAAGCCAAGAGAUUCAAGAAUUUGCCAGAUCCAUAACCCAAAAAAGUAAAGGCCUCGGCAUCUUCGCCGCAAUCGUUCCAUUCAUCGGGCUAGUUGUGAAAAGCAUUUAUGAUGCUGUACAUGAUCCUGAAAAUGUUGCCCAUAUGAAGGCUCUUGAAGCUGAAUUGAAUAACCUCGUCGCUGAAAAGACUGCUCUGAAACAAAAGCAGUGGCAGCUCGAACUCCAGAUCAUUGAUUGGCAGAUGAAGUCUGCCAAAGCCACUUUUGACCGGAAUUCCAUACCCGACCCCAUCCAUCUA